AAGAAGAAUGGCACUGCUAACCAUAUUACUUAUGUCAUAUUAUUUCCUGUCUGCAGCUGAAGGUGAAAAACUGGAAAAGCCAUCCAUACGUAUUAUAACUGAGGGUUCGGCACACAUUGACAGCAGAGUGACGAUCGAGUGCAGCAGCAGCAGAGACACACUAACAGGCUGUGUGUUCUAUAGAAAUCAUGGAAACCCAGCACUUCAUCUACCUAACCCUGGUACUCAGUAUGUCAUUGAGAGAGCUAAAGAAGAGCAUGAAGGGUUCUAUACCUGUGAGUGUUACAAUAGUGCUAACGAAUACACAGAGACAAGUUUCCGUGUUCCCUUAAUCCUAAAUGAAAUGAGCAACUCUAAGUCUUCACACUCUGAAACUUCACUGAAAAAGGAAGUUCAGCUGAUGUCAGCCACACUACGUGAACUAUCUGUCAAAAUGGACAGACUUACAGACAACCUUGAAAAUCUAAAAGUCAACUGUCAGAAACAGACUGAUUUCCUUAAUGAAAUCUUGCAGCAGCAACAAUCAAAAAUAUUGGAUAUGGAAACUUCUCUAAGUGACAUAGAUGAAAGACUUAAGAAAGAUGAAACUCACUGUGAAUCUCUUUUACAGCAGAAUACCUGGCUAAUCAAAUAUCAUAAAAUUGAAUAA
Messenger RNA from Protopterus annectens (West African lungfish), 649 nucleotides. RefSeq lists its product as uncharacterized. The transcript has 5 exons. NCBI's taxonomy places the organism in Eukaryota, Metazoa, Chordata, Ceratodontiformes, Protopteridae. The record is from RefSeq and is a predicted model, not a curated record. The coding region runs from base 8 to 649 and encodes 213 amino acids.